AUGCAGAAAAACAUCGCCAUCUGCGCCAUAAUCCUCGUCACCCUGGGAGUAAUCAUGGCCUCCUGGCUGGCAUUUCGCUGCUGGAAAAGGAGAUUCAAACGUGAAUUGCUUGUGACCUACCAUAUUGGAAAACAGCGCAUGCCAGUUAAGGAAUUAGCUUCGGUGCAAGCACCCUCAACGUCGACAUCCAGCUCCGGCGGACCAGUUGAACGGAAUGAAAAACCUGCAAGGAAGAAGAGGGAGAGGAGAGUUACACGCGAGACAGACGCAAAACAGAUGAGGGAUUAUGUGAGCAGACAGCGAGAGGUUUUGACUGCACCACCUGCUCCCCCUCCCCCCCCGACACAAGCUUCUCCUCCUACUACCACUACAACUGCAAAUAUACCAGAGGACAAAGGUAAGCAGCCCGAUACGAGCGAGUGGUCAGCCGACAAUCCCACGCCAGCUACCGAACAGAGCAGCCCUAGUGUACCCGCGCAAGGGGAAUGGUCGAGCACAAGCAACGCAGAAAUGUCGUCUGAAUGGGGCCAACAAGCAACGCAGUCGGGGCCAAGUCAGGGAGAAUGGAGCGCAGGACAGAAUUCGCCAAUAAAAGAUAGCUGGUAAUAGUUCGGGUUGUUUUUUUCUUUUCGGGACUUAUGGAAAGGCAAAUGCGGGAAUAUAUCUUGGAUGUUGGAUGAGAUGGCUACUGGCAAGACAGGAUUUUGCUUGCCACAACGUCCAAGAGCUGGAUUAGUUUAGGGAAUCUACUAUCUACCAACUUAUUUCCAAGGAC
Molecule: messenger RNA, 775 nt
Organism: Aspergillus ruber CBS 135680
Lineage: Eukaryota; Fungi; Ascomycota; Eurotiomycetes; Eurotiales; Aspergillaceae
Exons: 1
Coding region: 1-606 (201 amino acids)
Source: RefSeq, a predicted model, not a curated record